Messenger RNA from Bombus terrestris (buff-tailed bumblebee), 3999 nucleotides. RefSeq names its product UDP-glycosyltransferase UGT5. The transcript has 5 exons. Gene Ontology annotation, molecular function: UDP-glycosyltransferase activity. The record is from RefSeq and is a predicted model, not a curated record. Bases 190 to 1683 code for a protein of 497 amino acids. NCBI's taxonomy places the organism in Eukaryota, Metazoa, Arthropoda, Insecta, Hymenoptera, Apidae.
AGUUUGUUCCAUAUCGACACCGAGCAUUUAUCGUUUCGUCAUUAUUGUUUCUUGGCCAUUCCACUCGUAUCGUUCGACCUUCUAUCCUCACAGUAACCGUAAUGUUCAACCUUAUCCCCAUGUGUAGUUUUUGAGAAUAAUUUCUUUCUUCUUGUACACUAAAGUCAAAGUUCGACAUUUGCCGUCGUAAUGAAUUUCCAGUUUCUACUAACAGUGAUUAGUUGUGUAAUAUUCAGUAUUAAUGGUGCAAGAAUCUUGGUGUUAUUCCCGCAUCAAGCAAAAAGUCACUACAUCGUGUUCGAGCCAUUAUUGAAGAAACUUGCUGAAAAUGGUCAUCAGGUGGUGUCAGUGAACUUUUUCCCUCAGAAAACGCCUUUGCCUAAUUUUACAGAUAUUGAUAUAAGUUCAAGUCUACCAAGUUUGGUUGGCACCAAGACAGUGCCAAACUCUUUUAAAGCAUCUAAAUGGGAAGUACUUAGGGCGGUGCUUAAUCGUGGUGCACCAUCAUGCGAUUCUGUGCUGAAUCAUCCGGCGCUGAAGAAGCUUCUGCGAUCGAAGGAAAAGUUUGACGUUUGCAUUAUCGAGCUUUUUGCCACUGAUUGUUUUCUUGGUAUCGUUCAUACUUUGAACAUACCGAUUGCAGUUGGAGCUACCAGUAGCGUUAUUCUACCAUGGACGAACGAGAUUAUGAGGAAUCCUGAAAUCCCUAGCUAUAUCCCGUGCUGGAUAAACGAUUUAACGGAUCAGAUGAAUUUCUUUGAGAGAUCCAUUAACUUUGUGGAUUUUCUAGUCACCAAAUUUGCAUACAGAUACUUAUCAGAUAAGCCAGGUUACGAAAUUGCCAAAAGACAUUUCGGUGACGAUCUGCCCGACUUUGACACUCUAAGAUCGAGAAUAUCAUUGGUAUUAACAAACGGACAUGCAGCAGUUAGCACUUCGCGAGCCUUGGCGCCAGGAUUCAAGGAACUGGGUGGUAUUCACAUACUGUCAUCAAGUCCACCAUCGUUGCCGGAAGAUCUUCAGAAUUUUCUUGACUCGCACAGCAAAAACGGUGUUAUUUACUUUAGUCUAGGAUCGCAAAUAGACUCGUCCACCAUGUCGGAGCAGGCGUUAGCAGCUUUUUACAGAGCAUUCGAGCAAGUACCGCAGCAAAUACUAUGGAAGUGCACCGGAGGGAAAAUGCCCACGCUGCCCAAGAACGUUAAGUGCAUCGAAUGGGCGCCCCAGCUCUCCAUAUUGUGUCACCCGAAUGUGCGGCUAUUUAUUACACACGGCGGAUUGCUAGGGACUCAAGAGGCAGUUUAUUGCGGGGUACCGAUUCUCGGUAUACCCCUGUUUGGAGAUCAGCACUUGAACAUGGCCUACUUCGUGAAAAAGGGGUUGGCUCUGAAGCUGGAUUACCGUCAACUUUCAUACGCGCUAGUAUCGAACGCUUUGAGCGAACUGCUCGUGAACAAGAGCUACAUGGAUAUGGCACGAAAAGCUUCUUCGCAGUUCAAAGAUCGGCCAAUACCGCCAUUGGAUGAAGGAGUUUAUUGGAUAGAAUAUUUACUUCGUCAUGGACCAAAUUCUUUAAAAACAGCAGCUGCAGAGUUAACAUGGAGUGCUCCGGGACUUCUUUCAAAUUGCUGCCGGAGAACAAAUUUGGGCGUUGUGACCACACCUCUCAACGUCAUCCCCUGAGCCGUCGUGCAGGUCCGAGGAGGACCCGCAACCUUCUCCACGUGGCGACCCCUAUGACCACCUAGAGCGGCACGAAACCUUACAAGGGUGAGAAGUGCUUAUCGUUUCCCACUCUGCCCGCUUCUUUGGGAGCAUUAUUUCUUCACAAUAGGAGCGGACCGCGAGGAACACCUCAGCAUCGCAUCUACGACUGACGAGGGGCCCAAGCUCUCGCCAAUUGCGAGUCACAGAACAUGGCGGGGGAUUUCCCAUGCCGGACAAAACUCUAGCGUGUGCUGGGCCGUGACCUCGCCCUCUCCGCAAUGGUGACAGGUGUUCGUCACCUUCCUUCCUAUGUUCCGUAGGUACCUGUCGUUCAGGUAGGCUUGAAUGACACGAACAAAAUAGGGAGGCACCUCGAAGAAUUCAAAAGCCUCAACUAUCCCAUCCCAGGGUAUGGUGUUGAACGCAUUGAUUAUGUUCAAAAUCGCCAACAAAAACUGUCAACGCCACCGCACUACGGGAAACAUUGUACAUAUAUAUGAAGUAUUCAUUACGUACACUAAUUAAUUUUGAACACUAUAAAUAAGGGUGUUAUAAAUUCUAUAAAUAAGAUCAUAUUCGUUUUUAGAUAAAUUUUUAUUUGCAAUCUUUAUUUUUUUUUUUUAUAUCUUCACAAAAUGUUACACUUCACGAAAGUAAAAUACAGAAUGUUUUAAACAAUACAGGAUAUAUUUGGGUUGAAAGUAACAUGUUAAAUGUUCCAAAGUGUAUAGUUUGUUUUAAGAUUGUAAUAAUUCAGAAUUCGUCCAUUUACAUUAUCGUAGAUUUCCUCUUUGUUAUUUUAUUUAUAAUCGUUGAUAUUAUUCUUAUAUUUCAUCGAAACAUCGUACUAUUUUAUCGCAGAAUUUAAAUUUUACUAAAUAUACAUACAUAACGUAUCUUAUGAAUAUUGUCAUUGGUGUGUAAUAUUUUUGUUUCUUCGAUAAUAAGUUUUAUUAUCAUAUGUUUAAUUAUACUGCAUAUCAUAAUACAACAGAUAUUUUCAUAUAUCCUAUAUAUCUUAAUAAUAUAUUUUUACACAUCUUUAAUAACCUCCUUUUCUUUGACAGACUCCUAUUAUAAAUCGUUAAAAAUCCUCAAUUGUCCAACUAAACUCACAGAGAAGCAACCAAAGAGCUAAAAGAAGUUCGCAUUGAAAUAAUUUAUUGUAGCGAGAAAUUGCCUUGAAAUAUGAAGCUGAAGUAGAAGGAGUACAGAAGGAUACGUAUCAAUAGUUCUUUAAAUACAAAUCUUUAUGAUUUUUCUUUCUCGUUAACCGACUUAGUUUUUCCAUUUUUCUCAAUAUAUCAGAACUAAAAAAAUUUUAGAUACAUUAGAUUUGGAAGAAUUAUAAAAUUGUUGAUUAUCUUCAAUCGAAUUAAAAUAAAAUCAGCUAAAAAUUUAAGUUUUUUCUAAUGUAAUCAACGAUUUCGAAAAUACAUCACACUCGUCCUAGUUGAAAGAACUACCAAAGAUGAUUAUAAAGACUUCUCAUCUUGUCUGUCAGGUUAACCACAAUCCAUAAACUUAACACACUCCCUACUUACAGAAUUUCGAUUUUUAGUAGUACUAUGAUUAUGAUUUUAUGAUCAUAAUUAGGUAUUGUUAAUUGAGGCGCAAUUCACGAAAGGUUACUUUUGUCAAACUAAUCAGUUUACUGAAACUAGACGAGUCUAGCUCGCUCCUCCUGCGCUCAUUAGCUCGUUCUAUGAUCUUUUUCUCAUUGUGACAUGACAACAAGAAACAACAGGAAGAGGAUGAGCUGUUACUGUCUAAUGAGCCUCGUGCACUCAUUUAACUCCCAUGAAAGACCGUUUAUGUUGUGUUCUGCCCGAGCAACGAGAUGAAGUUGCAUUUGCGAACAAUAUCGCGAGUUGAAAGAAUAAACUUCGCAUCGCACAUUUUCAUCCUGGCAACUUUUUGGUUUCGAACUAGGAGCUAGUAAAAGAACAAACUUAGCAGUUUCCAAAUGACCAUAUUUUACAUGACCAGCAUUAGUGCCGCUUAUUUUGUAAAUAGUAAAAGAUUAAUCAGUCUCCGUUGGUUUCUAUAAUUAUUACAAUUAAAAUAGAUAAUGAUAUUAACUGUAAUAUCUUGAAUUUAUGUUGUUACAUUACACUAUUAUUAAUAUUCUGAAAUCUUAAAUCAUAUUCCUACUUUACACUGGAACUAAAAGAAUUUCGAUUCUGUUAAUGUAAAUUAAUUAAAAAAGGCGAAACUAAAUUUCUAGUUAUCACAAAGCUGUUUUUAUUAUAUCAUGAAUCUGAUUUGUUAAAGUGAAGAUUCUGCGUUGAU